AACUCGGAGCCGACUGAGCUGCGAGCCCGAAAUCGAACGUUGACACACACUGCAGAAAUUGACGCUCGCAGAUUUGAGCGAUCAAUCGCAGCUGAGGGCUCGAGAGAUGUAUGCCAAUGCUGUGGAGAACGCCAGACAUGGACUCGAUCGGGGAACCCCUAUGCAGCUACCUUCAAGUACUUCCAACGACGGGUCGUCUCGCGUGGAACGUGGGGUAUCAAGGCCAGCUUCAAUCGACGUGAGCAGUCGAUCACCAGAAGUCGGCUCUCCGGCUACAACUUGCGGGUGCACUUGCGCAUGUUGUCUAGAGAAGUGUGCCGUCGGAUCCUCUGUCAACUCGGGGACUAGCUAUCCAAGUCGCCCUGCUUCGAUCCCGUCACCAAAUACCAGCACUAUCCCUUCCCCAGGCGCAGCAC
Messenger RNA from Dacryopinax primogenitus, 416 nucleotides. RefSeq lists its product as uncharacterized. Lineage: Eukaryota; Fungi; Basidiomycota; Dacrymycetes; Dacrymycetales; Dacrymycetaceae. The annotation marks the transcript as partial. The transcript has a single exon. The record is from RefSeq and is a predicted model, not a curated record.